Molecule: messenger RNA, 1275 nt
Organism: Gamsiella multidivaricata
Lineage: Eukaryota; Fungi; Mortierellomycota; Mortierellomycetes; Mortierellales; Mortierellaceae
Exons: 2
Coding region: 1-1275 (424 amino acids)
Cellular component (GO): plasma membrane
Source: RefSeq, a predicted model, not a curated record
AUGAUCGCCAUCGCUGUCCACAACGGGAUCCCCGCAGCACAUUUUGAGAUUUGGAACUCCAACCCAUUCGAUUCCCUCCACGGCAAUCAAAGUCUGGAUCUGUUGGUCCUCUUCCCUCUUCAAGGGCUCUUGGUCUGGCUGGCAUUGUGGGCCGUCAAGGCCAAGGCCUGGAAGGAUUUCUGGAAGGGCUACCUGGUGGUCUAUUUCCUGAGUUUCCUGAGCAAGUGGUUGGCGGCACAGAAGAGCAUCAAGAGCGCGAGUCUGGGAGAUUCCAUCUGGGCGAUUCUAUUCGGAGCCGUCCUUAGGAACGUGAUGGCCGGAUCUCCGCAACCGGACGGACGGUCGAAACCCUUGCCGCCCUGGCUCAAGGUCGCUCAGCAGACAGAGCUUUACAUCGCCACGUCCUUGGUACUGCUGUGCAUUAACUUUGAGGUUCUGAAGCCUCUGGCACCUCGCGCCCUGUUUGUCUCAUGGAUCGACACUCCUUCGCUGUUCGUGGUCGUCGCUAUGAUCGGCACCAGCUGGCUCAAGAUCGACUUCCAGACCUCGAUGAUCAUGUCCGGCGCGACCUUUAUCUGCGGAUCCUCUGCCGCCAUUGCCCUUGCGGCCUCCUUGGGUGCAGGCAAGAAAGCUGACCUGCCCAUUGCGAUCAUCUCUGUCUUCACGAUUCCGUCGAUUAUUGCGCUGCCCUAUAUCGCAAAGGCGAUCAACGUUGGUCCCCAGGUAUCUGGCGCCUGGUUUGGUGGAUGUGUCGAUUCGACUGGAGCGGUCAUCGCGGCGGCAACGAUCUAUGGCGACGAUGCGGCCGUCCAGACCGCAGCCGUGGUCAAGAUGGUCCAGAACGUACUCAUCGGUCCUAUUUCGGUCGGUGUUGCCGCGGUGUGGACACAGCGUGAGGAGCGUCGCAUGCGAGCGCUGCACAACUCGCUCGAGGACGACCUGUUACGCUCCAAGUCGGAUUUCAAGCCGGUACCGUACCGCACAUUGCUCUGGAGCCGAUUCCCGAAGUUUGUGCUGGGGUUUGUUUUGACGGCAGUGUUGUUUAACACGGUGGUGCCGUCAGAGGACAGAGAGCUGGUGAAUUCCUUUUCGUUUAUGGUGGGCGAAUGGUACUCGACGAUGAGUUUUGUUAGCAUCGGAUUGGGCCUGCAGUUCCAUGAGCUGAGAAGAGAGGCGAGAUUGUUACUGAAGUUGACGUCGUUGUAUGCGAUCGCGCAGUUGGUGGAUAUCUUGAGCACCCUUGGACUUGCCUACAUAGCUUUUGACCUGAUCUAG